Eremomyces bilateralis CBS 781.70 is the source of this 1353-nucleotide messenger RNA. Its product is annotated as adenosylhomocysteinase. Gene Ontology annotation, cellular component: cytosol. The record is from RefSeq and is a predicted model, not a curated record. Lineage: Eukaryota; Fungi; Ascomycota; Dothideomycetes; Eremomycetales; Eremomycetaceae. Gene Ontology annotation, molecular function: adenosylhomocysteinase activity. Gene Ontology annotation, biological process: L-methionine cycle. The transcript has 3 exons. Bases 1 to 1353 code for a protein of 450 amino acids.
AUGUCCGCUCCCGCACACAAGUUCAAGGUCGCUGAUAUCAGCCUGGCCGCCUUCGGCCGCCGGGAGAUUGAGCUCGCCGAAAAUGAGAUGCCCGGUCUGAUGGCCACGAGGGAGAAGUACGCAGAGGCCCAGCCGCUUGCUGGCGCCAGGAUCGCAGGAUGCUUGCACAUGACCAUCCAGACCGCUGUGCUGAUCGAGACGCUGACCGCCCUUGGUGCUGAGGUCACCUGGUCCAGCUGCAACAUCUUCUCCACUCAAGAUCAUGCCGCUGCUGCCAUUGCUGCCACCGGUGUCCCUGUUUUCGCUUGGAAGGGCGAGACCGAAGAGGAAUACCAAUGGUGCCUCGAGCAACAGCUCACUGCCUUCAAGGAUGACAAGAAGCUCAACCUUAUCCUCGACGACGGUGGUGAUCUUACCUCGCUCCUUCACACCAAGUAUCCUGAGUCGCUCAAGGACUGCUAUGGUGUCUCAGAGGAGACCACCACCGGUGUUCACCACCUCUACAAGAUGCUGAAGAGCGCAGGCACCGGACACGGUCUUCUCGUCCCUGCCAUUAACGUCAAUGACUCCGUCACCAAGUCCAAGUUCGACAACCUUUACGGCUGCCGUGAGUCUCUCAUCGAUGGAAUCAAGCGAGCCACCGAUGUCAUGAUUGCUGGCAAGAUUGCCGUCGUCGCUGGUUACGGUGAUGUCGGCAAGGGCUGUGUUGAGGCUCUUCACUCCAUGGGUGCUCGUGUCCUCGUCACUGAAAUCGACCCCAUCAACGCGCUUCAAGCCGCUGUCUCCGGAUUUGAAGUCACCACCAUGGAGGAGGCUGCUCCUAUCGCCCAGAUCUUCGUGACCACCACCGGAUGCCGUGACAUCAUCACCGGCGACCACUUCUCCGUCAUGCCGAACGAUGCCAUCGUCUGCAACAUCGGCCACUUCGACAUCGAAAUCGACGUCGCCUGGAUCAAGAAGAACGCCACGUCGGUCCAGAGCAUCAAGCCCCAGGUCGACCGCUUCCUCAUGCCCAACGGCAGGCACGUCAUCUUGCUGGCUGAGGGCCGUCUCGUCAACUUGGGAUGUGCCACCGGCCACCCGUCGUUCGUCAUGAGCUGCUCGUUCACCAACCAGGUCCUCGCGCAGAUCAUGCUGUUCAAGGCCGCCGACGUGGAGUUCGGCAAGAAGUACAUCGAGUUCGGCAAGUCCGGCAAGCUCGACAUUGGCGUCUACGUCCUCCCCAAGAUCUUGGACGAGCAGGUCGCCGCUCUUCAUUUGUCGCACGUCAACGCCAAGUUGACCAAGUUGACUUCCGUCCAAUCCGAGUACCUCAGCUUGCCGGCUGAGGGACCUUACAAGCCAGACCAGUAA